Messenger RNA from Pan troglodytes (chimpanzee), 36047 nucleotides. It is a transcript of the gene RAI1, whose product is annotated as retinoic acid induced 1. The record is from RefSeq and is a predicted model, not a curated record. Gene Ontology annotation, biological process: regulation of transcription by RNA polymerase II; circadian regulation of gene expression. The transcript is spliced from 6 exons. Gene Ontology annotation, cellular component: nucleus. The coding region runs from base 28879 to 34584 and encodes 1901 amino acids. NCBI's taxonomy places the organism in Eukaryota, Metazoa, Chordata, Mammalia, Primates, Hominidae.
GCAUGCUUCGCGGGGCCGCGGGGCGGGGCGGGGUGCUGAGGCCCCGCCCCCUGGCGGAUCCCGGGUCUUUUUCCGGGAACGCGGGGGCUUCCAGUCCCAGCGUUGCGGCCGGCGCUUGCGGGUUACCGGGCCAGGCGGCGCGCAUCUCUGGGCCUCGUUCUCCCACUCCCUGGAUGUUUGGGGAUAAUGAAAGAGAGUCUGUGCGGGUUAGCCUCGGGACGGGCUCUGCUUACCGAGCCCGGCAACCCCACGGCAGGGGCCUCGGGAAGCCGCUUCCGAGGGCCAGGAUAAUGGGGAGGCUGGACCCCUACCGCUUGGGGGCUAUUGAAAGUGGAGUCCAGGCAGCCUCUCAGCUGCAGUCUCUGGGUCUCGAGCUCUUCCCCGGGACUGUGCAUGGGUCAGUGAGGACCUACCCUUUGCCCUAGGGCAGGAGAAAGAAGGGGGCCGGGACUGCACACCUCACCCGGUCCAGGCCUGGACCCUGCAACCUCGGCCGGCCUCCCUCCAGCCCAGGAGCACAGGCCUCCCCUAGUUGGCAGUCGUUGGACUGUCUGGCUGGGAGGCACAUUCCUACCUCCUGAGCUCUGGCACCCCGCCUGCCCUGGGGCAGCCUCUUCCAGAACUUUGCUGCCAACACUGCCCUGUCCCCACCCUGCCUUCUCGUGUCCUAAGUCCCUAGUUACUACUCCACAGCCGCCUUCUUUCCCCUAGUCUUUCUCUCUCUUUUUUUUUUUUUUUUGAGCUAGAGUCUCCCUUUGUCGCCCAGGCUGUAGUGCAGUGGCGUAAUCUCCGCUCACUGCAACCUCCGGUUCCCAAGUUCAAGCGAUUCUCCUGCCUCAGCCUCCCGAGUAGCUGAGAUUACAGGCACUUACCACGGCUAAUUUUUUUGUAUUUUUAGUAGAGACGAGGUUUCACCUCGUUGGCCAGGCUGGUUCCAAACUCCUGACCUCAAGUAAUCCUCCCACCUUCGCCUCCCUAAGUACUGGGAUUGCAGGUGUGAGCCACUAUGCCCGGCCUCCCCUAGUCUCUUAAGAGGCACCGAUUCAGCUACCCUCUGUCACCUCCUACCUGUACUGAGCAGGCAGCUAAAUUGAAUGUCGGCCUUUGGGUCUCCGAAGGGAGGCUGUAUGCUGGUUGAGAGGCUGUCCUCGCGCCUUUCUCCCUCCUCACCCAGGGCACAUGCACAAAGAGGCUGAGAAUCGGCUACAGUUGCAGCAGAAGAGACUCAGGGUUGCCAUCGGAAAGAACUUCCCAGUCUUAAGCAUUUUGUUCUUAGUGAAAUUGUCAGAUUAUUGAUAUGUUGGUUGUAGAAAUAUCCAAAAAUACAAGAAAAAAGUAAAAACUUUAUAAUUCCACCAGCAGUAUGUAACUACUGUCAACAUACUUUCUGUAGAUGUAUGAUAAACCACUUAUGAUACAUCUACGGAGUCAUGCUAUAUAUUUGGUUUUGUAAGGCACUUGGUGGUUUUAAUAGCUUUUUUCUCACUAUAAAAGGAGGACAGGCUUAUUAUAGACUUUUGGAAAAUAUGACAAAUUAAAAAAAAAUUCACCCGUACUCUCAGUCUCCAAAGGCAGCCACAGUUGUCUUCCCUCAACCCCCCCACCCCCGUUCAUGGGGUUUUUCGCUUUGUGUUUUUUGUCUGUUUAGGUAUGCCAUCAUUACUUCUGUAUAUAGCAGUUGAUAUUCCGCUUUUCUUACUUAAUGCUGUUUAAGAUGCUCCUGAACCACGUUCUUGGGAGAACUUCCGAGAUGAGGCAGACAUUUCUGGGGGUGAUUUGUUGGACUGGCUGUUCACUUUCUGAGUUUGUCCUCUCCCUGCCUGUAGCCCCCCGACAGAGUCCUUCUCCAUUGCCAAUAACCAAUGAUAUGCAGCUUGGGUCAGGGGGUCCUGCUUGCUGGGGGCCCAGGAGGCUGCCUAGUGUGGACAGGCAAGACUCAUGGCCCGAUGCUGAGAUCUGGGCUCCAAUAGUAAGGGGCUUUACUCUGGCCCAGAUAUGCCAGGUUUCAGGGAGGUCUCAGACCUUGGCCUCAUCCUCAUUCGGGGCCUCCUUUGCCUGGGCACACUCAGACCCGAGGCCCCUUGUCGAUCCUGUGACCCACCUUCUGCUUUGACUUCCUGGGAGUUGGUUUCUGCUGCCCUUGGCUCCUCAGCCCCUCUUCUCCAGCCUCUCUCUGGAGGCAUGCAGGCUUGGCACCAGCACAGCCUCCCUCUGCCCAGCUGCCCCUUGGCCCUAGCUACAAGCUGCCCUUGCCCUGACCUAUCCCUACUGCCAGGCCUGUCUCUUCUCCCCUAUUCCAGAACAGUUCAAUUCUAACACAUCCAAGCCCUGCGUGAAACAGGCCUUGGGAAAUCACAGUUGCCAGGGACGGAUUGGCAUUUAAAAGGCAUCCAAGGCUUUGGGGAAAAAGCUGAAGAGACAAGAGGAUGCAGGGCCCUGUAUCAGAACAGCAGCUGGAUUUACUGGAUGGAAAAAUCACAGAAUGCCCCUUUCCUUGGGAAUAACAGUCCUGGCCGAGGGGCAGCGGGUGUGGCAUGAGCACGCCAUGCCCUGCCUGGCCACCACCUGCCAUCACCUCUGUGUACUCUCAGAAAUGAAAAGAUUAGGGAGGGAGAUUGUCAGCCUGCAGCCAACGGCCCGCUCUAACAGGUUUAUUCAGUUGUAAAAUAUUUAAGACCUGUUUCACUUUACCUGUAUCCAGGAGGCAGCCAGGUUGGGGCCGAGAUUGAUGUGCUGAACAUGAUUUAUUUAUCUGGAUUUGCUCUUGUGGUCUGGGUGUUACCUGGGUGUGGAAUUUAACCAAAUGACAAGAUGGGUUUGCAUGUGUUCCUGAGCUUGGGGAUUGUGUGUGUGUAAAAAGUGAGUUGGGGUUUGUGUACAUGGCAGGGGUUGCUGUUAGGUGGCUUGUGUGUCUGUUUGUCACUGGGACCAACGUGUGGUUGUGUGUGUGUCUGAUUUGGGGAAAUGAGCUGAGGGUAUGGGUGCUUACACACCAGGCAGUAUCCACAGCAGGUCACACGUUCUUUGUGUGUUGGGGGCACCUCUGUGUGCGGCCGAGUAGCUGUUUGUGUGCAUGUCCUGUGGUGUGAGACCUGGAUCUCUCUCACCCACUUUUCAUCAGUGGUGGGGCAUUGCGCACUGACUGAGUUGCUGGGGCAUCUGCUUUUCCAUCCGGCCCUGGGUGAGCACUGACAACACCUGACUGUCUUCCAGUAGAACUGGGCCUUCCUGCCCUGCAGUCCAGAGACUAGAGGGAAUUCGGUGGUCAAGGUGGUCCAGGCCCACAGCCAUAGCCCUAAUGCAAAGCAUGGCUCCUACUCCAGUGCGCUGCUGUGGGGUGACCCUGCUCCUCCUCCCUGGACCUCAGUUUCCUCUUCUGCUGCAGAGGGCAGGCACCCAGGUCCCUGUGGCUGCUCUCACACACGGGCUUCUGGGUGGCUCAUGGCAGGCUUAGGGCAUUGGGCUGGGGUUUGUCUCCUGCCACUCAAGAGUUGAGUCCCACCAGUACUCAAGAACAGCAAGGAAUGAUGGGAAAAUCCCUGCUUUGGGGCCCAACUCUGGAUUCUGGGCGUUGUCUCUGUCCCCCGUCUAGGCCCAGCCCUGGCCCAGUAGUCAGGAAAGCGGCAGGCAACCCUGUAACAGCCCUCGGUCUCCCCCUCCCCCCACACCCCUUUAUAUUGAAUGUGUCUGUCACUACUUUCCUAAUGAGGCUGCUGAGGGCCCCCCUGGGGCAGAUACCUUUGCAGACUGGAGGUGAGGGGGUGGGCCAGCCUCAGGGUCAGGACAGGAAGGGGAGCUGAGCCCUUCCCCUGCCUGCACCCCCAGGCCAGCUCAGCUGUGGAGGCAUUGAGGCCCCUCUCAGCUCCUGAGCCAGCUGUGAGUGGGCAUGAGAGCUUGGGGAGGUAGGAAAGCUCACCCCAGGCACUGAGUUUUCUUUGGCGCUGUGACUCUGUAGUAAUAAUACUUCCACCUGGUCGAUAUCUAUGUUUGGAGGCCUACUGUGUGCCAGGCACUGAGAUCAGCCAUGAUCUGGAUGGACACACAAAAUCCCUGCCCUUGAGGGAGGUGUGGCCAAAGGAAGAAAGACAUUAAUCAAAGAAUCAAGUGAUCUGAGUCGUGCAUUCAUGCAUGGGAAUGCCGGCUGAUCACAAGCCAAGACAGAGGCCAGGCAGAGCUUCUCUGAUGGAGACAGGGAGUCCUGUGCUUAGACUGGGGGCUGGUCCAGGCACUGGGUAAAGGCUCAGCCGGGAUUGAAGGAAUCAGGAGACCCAGAUUCUUGCUGUGUGGCCUCAGGCAACUGCCCACCUUCUCUGGGCUCCUAGAGGCUGGUGGCUUCCUUCUGGCUCCCGUCACCUCUGAGUGGAACUCAGGCAGUAUAUGUCUCCUCUUCAGUGCUUUCUGCGCUCCCUGCCAGGGCCCUCAAGACAUCUGUCGGCAACAUCCUUGACUUUGGAAUGCUGGAGGCACUGCCCCAGGGGACGCCUGGAGGCAAGCACAGCACCGCUGCCUCAGGCCCCACCUGCCAGUUCCUCUGGGCCCUUUUGCUCUCACAGAGCCACCUGGAUCGAAGAAAGCCUGGAAGACAUUAAAUUGAAGAAUUAGUCCCCUAUUUUGCCCCAAAAUUGCAGAGAAAAGCAUUUAUUCAUGCAUUCACUCAUUCAUUUGCUUGACUAGUGUUUCCUGAACACCUAGUAAUUGCUGGGCACAUUGCACUCCAUGUUGGACUGAGAUGGCAAAGUGGUGGUCCUCCUGCCACGUCCUGCCCACAGACCUGUUUUGAAAGCCCAUCCAUUGUCGGGGGGCCGGGGCGGGGGGGGGGGAAUCAAAUGAAUUGCCAGUGAGUAAUCGUUGAGUGACUUCAUUUCCAAUUUCCAGUUUACAUUUCUUCUGGAUUAUUCUACCCUGCUUCCCCUGGCCACAGUUGGUGGAGCUGGCUACUGUCUGCCGGGUAGGAUGGCCCACCCAGCCCACCAGCUGGUCACGGUCCCAUCCCCCACCACUCCACCCCACCCUGUGCCUCUCCUGGUCAUGUCACACAUGAUAGUGUGGCUUCCUAGUUAUGAGCCCAGCCUCAGGAGCCAGACUGUCGAGGUUCAAAGCUCACUGUGGCUUGUGGGACCUUGGGUGUCCCCCUCCAAGCCUCAGAUUCCUCUUGUGUAAAAUGGGAUCACAAGAGCAAGUACCCACUACUCCUGGGGCUCUUGGGGAGAUUGAGAAAAUUUAUGCUAAAUCCUUAAAACUCACAUAAGCCUUGGCUGCUAUCGUUGUUGAAUAAAUGAACCACUUGCAGGCUGAGACCGGGGCUGUGUGUCACAUGGCACCUCUAGGCCUCAGUUUCCUCAGCUGCUUCUUUGGGAAAGCACAUCUGCUCUCUAGGUUGGGCCUCCUCCCUCGUCCUCCAAAGACCUAUUCUUGGGGCCUGGGCCCUAUGAAACCUCUGGCUCUCGGACGCAGCCUGGAACCCCAGAGACGAGGUCAGGCUCCGCGGCCCGCCUCCUGUCGCCCGGCCCCAGGCGGGACUGCCUUGGCAGGCCUCGGGCCGCGAGCUGGAGGCGCGGCUCCCGGCUCGGGGCUCCAGCGGCCGCGCCCCGCCGCCCCUCGGCGUUCGCGCGCAGCCCCUGCGGGGGUGGCCGCCAUCAAAGCGUCUUCUCGUUCUUAUGCUAAUGAUCCCCAUUAAAGCUUAAUGGCUGCGAACGCCCGGGUUUAAUUGCACCUGCCCGGGCCUGAGGCGCGGCCGGCCGCGGAAGCAGCUGCGCGCCGGCCGGGACGGCCUUAAUUACCUGGAAAACGACGCCCGGCGGGGAGGGGAGGGGAUGGGAGAGAAGAGGAGAGCGGCGGGGCCUCCGCGAGGCUGGGCCUCGUCCGCCGAGGCCGCAGUCCGGCCCCUCUCGUCCUCGGGGCGCGGCGCGUUCGUUUCAUUAAUUUAUCGCCCUGCCUCGGCGGAGAUCCGCUCGCCCGCUCCCCGGCGUUCAACCGCGCCGGCUUCGUGCUCCCCCGCGCCGUCCCCCGGCCAUCUUGGGCUUGGCAUUCAAGGCCCUUCGGGACCGCUGCUGCCACUGACCCAAUGCCACCCUGCUCUGCACGAACAAUAAUAAUGGUGGUUGCACAUUACGUGCCAGGCGGUCUUGAGGGUUGAAUGUGACCUCGCAGAGACCCCAGAUGCCUCAUCUCGGCCUUACUCCCCUCGUCUUUAGAAGCUGGUACCUCUGCCUGCAACAAAGACCCCUCUCCCUCCUCGCUCAUCCUCCCUGAAACCCACCCCUGCCCCUCCAACAAGAUGAGCCCCUGUCCUCCUGGAAUGGGAUUGGGGAUGGGUCUGGGCCCUUUGUUGAGGGGUGGGCUAGCCCAUGGUGAAGGUUGUCUGGGUGUGUCCUCCCUCUGGACUGACAUUUCACUGAGGCCAGUCUGCCUGACUGCCCUAUCUCUGUAUGCCCCUGCCAUCUCCCUGGGGAUGGCCCUGGGGUUGUGGGGGCUGCACUGCUGCCCUGAGCCUUCUGCCUAGGCAGGGGGCUGUGAGACUGAUGGGAACCUCAGGGAAACCUUGAGACCUAAUGGUAUUCUCUGUGGGACUUCCCUGUGCUCCUCCCCACCCCAUCAAGUGAUCCUGGGAUAGGCGCCUGCCCCUCCUCUCUCCCUCAUUCCCUUCUCUCACUCUUCUCUUUUUGCAGAGGGAAGGAAAACAGGGAAGAGGGAAUAGACAGACCGCUCAUGCAGUUUUUAGAUGGUCCCCUUUCCCUCCCCUCUCUCUUCCAUGUCCCCUUGUACCCAGCCCCUCUUUUUUCUUUCUUUGAAGACCGCAUCUUGCUUUGUUGCCCAGGCUGGAGUGCAGUGGUGUGAUCAUGGCUCACUGUAGCCCUCAACCCGUGGGCUCAAACAACCCUCCCACCUCAGCCUCCCAAGUAGCUGAGACUACAAGGUGUGCACCACCAUGCCUGGUUGCCCCUCCUUUCUGCCCCUUCCAGUCCCAUCCCACCUCCCUUUGUGCGUCUCAGAGACCAAAGCCUGAAGCAUUGCACAGUGCCCACUGGGAGGCCACCCAGCCUUGGUCCUGCCUGCAAUGCUGAGAGCACAGAGGGGAGUCAGACUUGGGCUCUGCCCUCCAAGGACUCCAGUCGGGGAGGCAGCGCUCGAAAGGAAUACUUGUCCUCUAAUGGAAAAAGGACCAAUUUAAAGGAAGCAGAGAACAGUCUUUGAGCUCAAACUGGGAAGGCUGGGAGAGGCUUCUAAGCUCAGCCUGGAAGGAAGGAUAAGUGUGAGCUAAUUGGCAGGAAUAGCAUUCCAGGUAGGGAAACAAUUGGAGUUCAGCCCUGGCUAGGGCAGAACACUGGCUGACAUGAGGGGAGAGGGAGUAAGGGACAACCACAGAAAAACUGAGCUCACUCCAAAGUGUGGAGGCAUGAGGCUGGAGAGGUGGGCAGAGGGUCCUCUGUUGCCUAGCAACCUUCACUGCCUCCCUAUUGCCAAGAGGACCAAAUUCAGACCCUUCAGUUGGCACAAAAGCUUGUACCACCCACCUCAUCCCAGGACGCAGCCUAUUAUCUUCAGCUGGGUUCCUCACUACCAGGCCAAGCCUCAGAUGAUGAUUGUGAGCCUACUGUAUAUGGGAAGGGGGAAUAAGCAGUGACCCCAUCAGGGCUAAUAGCAGUGGGGCCUGCUGCCCAACUCCAUGCCCCUUCUCCCAUUCUUGUCCCCAGAUGUCCUUGCAGACAAAAUGGAGGUGAAUGGGCAGGCUGCCAGGAGCGUCAGGUGGCAUCACAGCCGGGUAGACAGUCGUCACUGAUUAAUGAGGUGGUAGAAACCUAGAGGGAGGUCCCUACUGGCAUGCCUCGGGGUUCUGCCCUUGCUCUGGUCAAGGCAAGGAAUGAGGCUCACAGGGGUUUAGCACCUCCCUGCCAGGCUAUGUGAAACUCUUGGUAUCCAGUAGUUUAUCACCAGCCAUGAGGUGGCUUCUCUUAAUAUCUCAUUUUGCAGAUGCAGACACUGAGGCCAGUCGGGGUGAGGAGUGAGCUCAAAGUCACUCAUCUCCGAGGUGGCAAAAUUGAGCCUCAAACCCAGGGCUGUGUGACUUCAAAGCCUGUGUUUGUAACUGCGGAGCUGUGCGGCAUCAGUAAUGCAUCUGCUGCUGCUGCCAGACGUGAGGAGGUGGGGCCCUGCCUUUCAACUUCAUCUCUCUGACAGUGGUUAGCACUGUACUUUACGUGUAGUAAGUGCUCAAUAAAUGCUUGUGGACUGGAUGAUUGGGGCAGUAAGCCGUGAGCAGGGCUCAGAAGCAGUGGAGAGGCUCCAUCACUCUCCCUCCCAACCUGCACCUCCACCCCCAGGAGUUGGACAGCGGCUGUAAGGGGACUUGGAGACUCAAGGCUUCCAGGCAGGGAGUGGGCUCACAGGAGGCUAGGGAGGAUCCAACUUCCUGUCCAGGUCAGGGUCACGAGGACAGCCGCGCCCCCUACUGCCCCGCUGGGAGGCCAGGCUGACGUAGGAAGGCUGCACUGCAAGUCAGAAUCAUCAGCAAAACCUGGGGAAUAGAGCGGGUGAAGGUUUCCAUGCAGGGUGGGGACUGCUUUCUGAUCAAGCCCCUAGGCCAAAAACCUUUGGAAGGGACUCUCUGAGGGCAGUGCAUUCUUGCAGCGUCGGGAGCAGGAGUUCUCCCAUAACCUUUUUGGGGUGGGGACCCACCUGUGGCUCUGGAAAGGUGUUGGCUCCGGCUCUGGGGCUCAGGGGGAGGGGGCCAUUGGUGGGCAAAACAAGCAUAGUGAAAACUGAGGCUCAUAGAGGUUAAGGUCACAGAGCAGAGCUGGGUCUGUUUUCUUUUUGUUUCUGUUUUAGUUGCAGCAGGGGCUUGCUCUGUUUGCCAAGGCUGGAGUGCAGUGGUAUGAUCAUAGAUCACUGUAGCCUCGAUCUCCUGAGCUCACACGAUCCUUCCACCUUGGCCUCCCAAAGUGCUAAGAUUACAGGCAUGAGCCUUCAUGCCUAGCUGGGACUGUUUUCAAACUCCACCAACCCCUUUUCUUUUGUUCCAUUCCACUCUGCCCAGAACCUUCGUCUGGCUUCCCAGAGGGCCCAAGUCCUUGUCUUCAGAGGUCCUGGCUGGGGAGCCUUAGAGCAUGGUCUUCCCUCACUCCAGGCUUCUCGGGUCUUCCUAUUGGGGACUGACCGUGGGAGCAGUGAGCCACCGUGCACCAGGGCAGCCCGGCUCCUCGGGGGGUGGCCCAAGCAGUCAGGGCGGCAGGCUUGAUGGGCCAGGGCCUGGGGACUCUGCCAUGGUGGACCAUUGUGCCCUCGCCUGGCUUGCCAGGAAAGUGGAGUGCGUGUGCUCACCCUUGCUUCUGAGGGGCCUUCCUGAGCAGAGGCUGUCCCUGGACACCCAGUGCUGUUGAGGCAGCUGGGGACACUCAGACCAUGGUGGACAAAGACUUGAAGUCUCGUUUCAGCCCUGCACAAGGUGUGACCUUGGCUCCAGCACUGCUCCCUCUGGGCCUGUCUCUUUCUCAGCAGAAUCUGGGACUGGCCACAUCAUCUCCAGGGGUUCUAGCAUUGGACGCCUGAAAGUGGACAACAUGGCAGUGUGAGGGGGCUCUUUGUGGUGGGGUGGUCAGAAUGGCCCUCCAUGUGGGGGGCUCUUUGUCUCCCCAGGGCAGUCCUUAACCACCAGCCAGCCUCCCCAGGCACCUGUGCCGGGCAGUGGGGUGUGUAAAGGCCUGGCACACACGGACAGGAGUUCCGAUCUCAACUCCAUCCUCAUGAGCUCUGUGACCUUGGUGAGUCCCUUUUCUGUGUAGGCUUUAACUCUCAUCUGGAACGUAGGAUAUGCAUAGUCCUGACAUCAGGACGUUACCAUGAGUAGUAAGUGAAACUCCCACUUCAGGUCCUUCGCCUGGUGUCCAGGGCAUGGGAGGAGCUAAUACGUGGCCUCUGCUGCUUGUGUUGUUAUUGGUGGUGGUGUUUGAGAUGUCCUUAGAGAUGUUGGCCAAAGUUUCCAGUUCCCCACCCUCCCAAGCCCGUGGGGAAAUUGUGCUUCCUGGUGGUCUUUGGGUGGGGGACCGGGGGAGGGUCAUGUGACCAGUUGUGGCCCGUGAGGUGUGAGCAGAAGUGACAUGUCCCUUCUAGGCCAGAGCCUUUCAUGGCCAUGAGGAUCCACAGAACUCACUUUCCUCUGGUAGACCAAAGUCAAGGUGGCAACUGCUCAGUGAGAGGGAGCCUCCCUGCUACCCCAGUGGAUGGUAGUGUGAAGGAUAAACCAACUUUUGUUGUUGUGAGCCCUUGAGAUUUGAGAGUUUUGUUACAGCAACAUGGCUAGCAUAUCCUGACUGAUUCUUUAUCAUCAUCAUCAUCAUCAUCAUCACUCAAGCCUGUCCCCCGGCCAGGGGUCCAUCCAGGAGAACAACAGCCAUGGAGGAGACCCGUCAAAAAAUAGAACUUUAUUACCAAUCUGUUUCUAUAAUUGUUUGACUCAUUUUCUCACUCAUUUGUUUGCUUUAUCACCAAUUUCUUUACAUCAUUUAUUCCUUCAAAAACACUUCUUGGCUGGGUGCAGUGGGUCACGCCUGUAAUCCGAGCACUCUGGGAGCCCAAGGCAGGCAGAUCACCUGAGGUCAGGAGUUUGAGACCAGCCUGGCCAUCAUAUAGUGAAACCCCAUCUCUACUAAAAAAUACAAAAAUUCGGUGAGCUGAGAUCGUGCCAUUGCACUCCAGCCUGGGCAACAAGAACGAAACUCCGUCUCAAAAAAAAAAACAGAAACAAAAACAAAAAUGAGCCAGGUGUGGUAGCGCACACUUGCAGUCCCAGCUACUUGCAAGGCUGAGGCAGGAGAAUCGCUUAUACCCAGCGGGCAGAGGUUGCAGUGAGCUGAGAUCGCACCACUCUACUCUGGCCUGGGCGACAGUGCAAGACUCCCUCUCUCAAAAAACAAACAAAAAGGCUGGGCACAGUGGCUCACGCCUGUAAUCCCAGCACUUUGAGAGGCCGAGGUGGGCAGAUCACGAGGUCAAGAGAUGGAGACCAUCCUGGCCAACGUGGUGAAACCCCCUCUCUACUAAAAAUACAAAAAUUAGCUGGGCAUGGUGGCGCGUGCCUGUAGUCCCAGCUACUCGGGAGGCUGAGGCAGGAGAAUCUCCUGAACCCGGGAGGCAGAAGUUGCAGUGAGUUGAGAUCGCACCACUGCACUCCAGCCUGGCAACAGAGCGAGACUCUGUCUCAAAAAAAAAAAAAAAAAAAAAAAGCAACAAAAACCAAACACCACUUGAGCACCUGUUUCAUAGGCCCUGAGGGAGCGCACAGGCCAGCAGGGAGCUGUGGAUCAUUGUGCAGAGCCACGGUACUUGCCCAGAGGCCAGCAGCCCCUAUGGGAUGCUCGGGGUGGGGCAUCAGAUUUGCAGAGCUGGAGCGAGGGAAGGAAUGGCACUUGGGGGAGUGGGUCUGCUGGAGAAAGGCCUACAGGUAACAGGAAGCACUAGGCAGUUGGGUCCGGCCAGCAGAGAUGGGACCGUGUAGUGGCCAAGCUGGAGGGGGACUUUGGUCCCUGGGUCAUGGGGUGUGCAGUGCUCUGCACUGAAUGAUGAGAGGGCAUGCAUAGGUGAAACGAGAGGCCAGCUGCUGAAGGGAGGAAGACCACGUAGGCGGCUGGGCCAAGGAUCCAGGUGGACAAGGGCUGGCAUGGGUCUGAAGAGGAAGAGCAGGGCCAGGGAAAGCCCAGGGCUGGAUGGCCAGUGGUUGUGAGCUGCACCAGCAGCCCGAGGGAGCCGGGGACUGGAUGGGGGUGGCCCUGUGCAGUGACGGGGAAAGUUUGAGGGAUCAGAGUAGAGUUGGGGCACCCGAGCGGCAUCCAGGGGAGAUGUCCAGGAUGUAGGGUGGUGAAUGGACAGGACAUUGAAGUGAGAAUCACCCCUCCUGCCCAUAGACAAACCAUUGGUUUGAGGGUGGGGCCUGCCCUGGGAGCCGGGAAGCACACAUUUCUUCUCUGUGUGGGCUCAGGGGAAAAAAAGAAUUGAAACUCCCACAGGGGAAAAGUUUUUAAAGAUUCCACCAUUGGAAUGCUGGUCUUGUGUAACAGGAAUGUUUUAAUCCAUGCAUUUGAAACACAGUUAUUGAGACCCUACUGUGAACUGGGCUCUGCCCUAGGUGCCCAUGGGUGAGCAGACAGACAGCGAUCUCUGCCCUGGUGAGCUCCUGUCUUAGUGGGAGACAGGCAGCUAAUGACGAGCAAUCUGGGGCAUGCUCCUUAGUCCUAAGCUACUCAGGAGGCUGAGGCAGGCAGAUCGCUUGAGUUCAGGAGUUCGAGGCCAGCCUGGGCUACAUAGCAGAACCCCGCCUCUACAAAAAAUACAUAAAUUAGCUGGGCAUGGUGGUGUGUACCUGUAUUCUCAGCUACUCAGGAGGCUGAGGUGGGAAGAUCGCUUGAGGCCCGGAGUUUGAAUCCAGCCUGGGUAACAUAGCAAGACCUCGUCUCUGAAAAUAACUAAAUACUUUUAAAAAGAAGAUAGAUGUAGUGAGAAAAAAAAGUAGGUGGGGAAGGGGCUCAGGGAUGGGGGAGAUGUGUGCAGUUUUAAAUUGGAGUGCCAGGAAAGGCCUCCCUGAGAAGGUGACAGGUGAGCAAAGACUCGAGGGAGGUCAGUGAACCUUGCAGUGUCAAAGGGAAGGGCAUUGCAGGCAGAGGGAAUAGCAGUGCAAAGGUCCUGAGGCAGGAACGUGUUUCCAUGUUGCAAGAACAGCAGGGGAGCCACUGUGGCUGGAGGGGACUGAGAGAGGGGAGAGGGUUCCUGGAAGACUGUUUAUUUGAGACAGGGUCUCACUCUGUCACCCAGGUUGGAGUGCAGUGGCAUGAUCUCAGCUCACUGCAACCUCCACCUCCCAGGCUCUAGUGGUCCUCCCACCUCAGCCUCCUGAGUAGCUGGGACCACAGAUGCGUGCCACCAUGCCCUACUAAUUUUUUGUAUUUUUGGUAGAGACGGGUUUUUGCCAUGUUACCCAGGCUGGUCUCAAACUCCUAAGCUCAGGCAAUCCACCUGCCUCAGCCUCCCAAAGUGCUGGGAUCAUAGGUGUGAGCCACCGUGCAGGCCAGACUCUAGCUUUCAUUCUGAGUGAGCUGGAGACUGCAAGAGGCAGGCUCCAAGCUGACUUACUAUCUCACAGGCUCCCUCGGGAGUUGAGGGGGCCAGACAGAGCUUGAAGGGGAGUAGAAGGCUCCUGGAGGCUCUGGCAGACCUCAGAAGCUGCAGCCACAUCGACCAAGCUGACCCCACCCACCAUCUCCAAGGAAUGGGGUAAUGGGUACCCCAGGCCUCUCAGGUCUCUGCCUCUGCCAUGCUCCUCCUCCUUCCUCCUGCUGCCACCCUCUGAUGGUGCUUCAGCCUGUGCCAUUUUUCUUGGUCCUCUCCAAGUGUAUAUUGACCCUGAGGUGGCAGCAGGAGGGGAGGCAGGCCCCCUCCCCGGGAGGAGACCCCCUUGAUGAACUCUGAGAAGCUGGUUGCUUAGCAAGCCCUUUUUUCUCCAACAAUACUUGUGCUAAUCAGCCUAGAUUGAAUGAACAAGGAAUUGGCUUUUGCACCUUCCUGUCCUCUCUUCUCAUAUGUAUAUAUACACACACACACACACAUAUAUAUGUACAUUUUUUUCCCUUAGAGACAGUCUCACUAUGUUGCCCAAUCUGGAUUCAAAGUCCUAGGCUCAAGCAAUCCUCCUACCUUAGCUUCCUGAGUAGCUGGAACUACAGGUGUGUGCUAGAGUGCCUGGCUAGGGACUCCAUUCUAGAAUCAUGGAAUCUUAGGGGUCCCCUGGGUUGCAUCUUGACUCAGUGAGUGAGUGGGUUACUUUUUCACAUCCCUCCUUGUACACCUCCUGUGACUCCUGGCAGCUCACUCUCUUUCUAGCGACUGAGGGCCUCUGGACAAGGUGAGGGGGACAGAGCAAUGGUCCAGAAGUUAGAAGACUGUGGUCCCAGUCACAGGCUGGGCACCAUAAGUGGACACCAUAACUGACCCAUCCUCCUUUUGUGCUCAAAUGCUGCAGUUCAUCCGGAAACAACCAAAACAUUCCAGCUUCACAGCUGCCAGGGUUUGGAGUUGAACCCUGUGUCCCGUGCUCCUGCCACCCCUGCUCCAGGCACAAAGGGAACAGUUCGUCAGUCCACCACGGGCCUUUCCUAUCCUCAGUUGCAGAGUGGGCCAGGACAUGCCACUUUACAGAUGGGAAGACUGAGGCCCAGAGAGUGGAAGGGAAGGAGAGGAGCCCAUUCCAGGCUCCCGGCCUGGGAUUUUUCCCAUAUGCUCCAGCAGCCACCCGGGGACCAUCAUUAUGACAACAAUGAUGACUGAUGGAGGGCCUAGUGUGCCGGGCACUGUGCUGAGAGACCCCAAGGAGGGCGUAGCAUCUGUGUCCACAGGAGGAGGCUGUGAGGCUGAGAGUACCUAGGGAGAGCAGAGCUGGAGCUGGCUGGGCUCUGGCCACGCGGCUUUGCUGUUUGCUGUCUGUUGUUUGCUGUAUCAAGGGGCGAUACUCAGGCGGGCUCCUCUCAGUCUCUCUUCUUUGGUCUCACCUCUACUCAGAAAAGCCCUUUGCUGGCCCCCAAAUACUCCUACCCCGACUCUCUUCUCCACCCCUCCAGGCUCCCAAGGCCCCUGCCUGCCUCGGCCUCCCUGCUGGGUUGACCACAGUCAGUCCUGGCUGGAAGCUGACCCUCUCCACAGCUGCCCCAAAAUACAUGUCACAGUGGGGCAUUUGCAGUUCCAGCCUGGGCAGCUGCCUGCUAGGUCUCUUUCCUGUCCUUCCCUGGGUCUGCCCCCAGGCCCCUGGCCUCAUUCUGGUCCUGAGCUCCCUUCUCUGGGCCAAGGAGCUGCUGGGCCUCGGGGAGGGGGAACCCCAGCACUAGGUCCAAAGUGAUGUAGCAGGGCCACUGUCUGUGCCGGGGCCUGGAGCUUUCCUCUGAACCUUAAGGGGCCCCCAGAUCAGCUCCGUGCGGGCCUGGGGUGCAGCUUCCAGAAUCUUGGAAACCUGUUUUUCAUGGAGCCAGAUAGAAUGAGCACCCAGGAGGAGGCAGUUCCAAGAGCUGGUGCUUCAGGAGGAAACCUGCACAGCAGACAGGCGUGCGCACAUUCCUAGAUGCUAGCCCUGUGGCGGCGCACCUCACGCUCAUCACAGUACACGGACAUGCUCACCUGCCCACCAUGGGUGGUCAACCCUUGGACACCCACACACCUCUCACACCCUCACACACACACUCUGCACCACUCGCCCAGCCCCGGCCACGCUCAUGUCAGGAUUCUGAAGACCUCGAGCACACACAGACACGCACCUGGUCACGUGCACUUUCACACACACUUGGCACCAGGGUGGCAGCAGCGGAGGUGACUCAGAAGCCUGCUUUUCACAGAGAAUCAGAACCCAGAGGGGGCUUUAGCCACAAAAAAAGAGCAUUUCAAGGAGAAGGGCUGCCUGCGUGCCAAGCACACGCCCCUCACCUACCCAGGACCCCUUGUGGGAGCUGAGCCACAUGGAGACCCCGGGGUACCCAUCCCACCCUCCAACAUCCAUCCCUACGUGGAUAUACGGCCACAGUUGCAGCUGCGGCCAUGAGGAGGGGUUUUUGCUCCUUUUUAGCAGUGCUCCAUCCCCUACCCCAGAGUACAGGGAGCUGCCCAGAGACCCUCCUGGCCCCGGGGGCCUGUGAGUCAGAGGCUGCCAGUGGUGGCCUUUCGGCUGUUGCUGGGGAAAUGGCAGCACAGUGGCCACCAAGACUAGGACUCCCUGGGGAGGCCCUGCUGGCCCUGGCACUGGUGGCUUGGCCUCACCCAGCCCCACCUGGCAGAUGUGCCCCUUGUGGCUACCCAAGGACUUGCCCCCUCCUCAUUUCAGAGGUGGAGAAACUGAGGUAAAAAAGUGGAGACAGCCAGGGCACCCCUCCCACAAGGCCCUGCCUCAUUUGAGACAGAGCCCUCUGGGAAGCCUAUGCAUUCUGUAGGUGGGGACCUUUGGGGCCAUUUUUUCCAGAGGCCCAGAGAGGGCCGUCUUCUUGCCCAAGGUCACACAGCAAGUUCAUGGCAUAAGCUAGCCAGCCUCGUACUCCAGAGCUCUCCUGAGGGCCCCCAUGUGUCUGUGCGGGGGUGUUGAUGGGGGGCAGGUGGGAGGGAGGAGGUAGGGCUGAUUUGUUUCCCAGCCUCCUCCCCCUCCCCUGCUCCCUUCUCUCCCUCACACGGUUUGUUUGGAGAAUGACUCACAGGAAUGCAGCAAAAUCCUGAUGGAUGGGAAGGCAGGGCCGCAGUACCCGGAAAACCUCUCCAGGGUAGGGAGGCGGGGCUGAGCCUUGGGGCCUGAGAGGCUGGUGAUAGGGGAGCCCUGCGUACAGGUGGGGCGACUGAGGCCCUGGAAGAACUCUGGUCACGUCCUGGCUGGGGGUUGUCCCUCCUCGGCAGAAACACACAGGCCCUGGCUGCCGCAGCACCCCUGGAGCACCCGUCCCCCAUGAUUUCCAUCUUUGUGUCCCCGAGGCAUCUGGUGCACUGUAGAUGACAAACACAUGCAUUUUGGCACUGAGUGUGACCCAAGUCAGACCCUCCUGUGUGUGCCCUGUCCCCCAGGUCCUCCCAGCUCCCCGGAGUUGGGGGGCGGGUGCUUGCCAUUCAGUCCUUUCAGAGGCAGCUAAGGGCCUACGGCGUGCUGGACACUGCCAGGGGCUGGGGAGGCUGGGAUGGAGCUGGAGGGAAGUGGGAGGUGUACACGGGAUGGACACCUCCUGUGUAUGUUCCAAAUGUGCUGGAGGCCUCAACAGGUCUUGGUACAAGGUGAGGCAAACCUUAGAGGACCUAGGAUGAAGUUUCAGGUAAAGGAACAGUGGCUGUAAGGGCUCCCAGAAAGUGAAGGGACCCUGGGAAGGUCCCAGUCUUUGAAUAAAGGUGGGUGGGACCUUAUUGGUAGCUUGGGGCAUUAGGGCCCAGAUAUCAGGCAGCAGCAUGAGGUGAGGCCCGGGCUCUGUCCCAGGGCAAGCCCUCCUCCUGCGCACCACAUCUGGGGCCUCCGAGGAGGGACAAAGCAUUCAACUCCCGGGACCUGUGGGUGGGAAUGUCCCCAGGCCCAGCCCUUUAGUGCCUGCUGAUGGCUGUCACGCGGUGUCCGGCCCUGAUGACCAGAUAUGUGUUUUCAAGAGAAGCUGGAAUUUGGAUUUUUAUGUGAACUCUCCUGAUUCUCAAAUGCUGGCUCCGUUAACAAAAGGCACAGUGUGGUUUAAACCACACAUGUCCACAGGCAGAGGACCACCAGUUUCUAAUGUCUGCACUGUGGGGCGCUUGGGUUUUUGCAUUUGGUUCUUUUACAUUCCUUAUUUUAUUGGAAACAGCCCAAAUAGUCACUGAGCUGCAACUCCGUGCUAGGUGCCGGGGCUCUAUCAGCGAAUAAAACAACAUGUGACGGAGCUGCCAUUUUAGUGGGAGAAGACAGUGAAUAAACAUAUAUCGGUGAUAUGUGUUAGGAAGCAAAUGGAAGCAGGGCUCCAGAACAGAGAGCGGCUGCAAGGCCAAGCCCACAUUUGGGUGGAAGGGGCAGCUAGUGCAAAGGCCCUGAGGUGGGGCUAUGCUAGGUGUGUUAGAGGCCUGUGUGGCUGCAGCGGGAGUGGGUGGGGAAGUGGGAGGAGGUGAGGUCAGAAGGUAGCAUAGGUCAAAUGGCAUAGGAGACUGUGGGCUGUGGUAUAAGCUUGGUUUUAAGUCUUAUGUGAGGUGGGAGCCAUGGAGGAUUCCUAGGGAGGGAGGGUCAGGAUCAGACUUGGUUUAACAGGCUCUGUCUGGGUGUUGUAAGGGCUGAGUGGGGCAAGGAUGGGCCUAGGAGGCCCAGAAGGGGCUAUUGCACUUGUCUGGCUGAGUGAUGAUGGGGCCUGGACAGGAUGGGGGCAGUCACCAGAGGGUGACCUGAGGAAACUGUGGUCAAGCCUCUCCAUGGUGUAAACAGUAAACACGAUACUGAUUCUAAGGACUUGGUAGUAACAUGGAAAUGGUGACUGUGUAUAAUGCUAUGUGAAAAUAGGAUUAGAAAAUUGUACAUUAAAAACACACCAGCCCAGAUGCAAAAGGCUGCAGAUCAUAUGAUUCCGUUCAUACGAAAUGCCCAGGACAGGCGAAUCCAGAGAGACAGACAAGAGGUGAGCAAUUGCCAGGGGCUGGGGGUGGGGAAAUGGGGGGUGACUGCCUAUGGGAACAGGUUUCUUUUUGGGAGGGGGAUGAAAAUGUUCUGAAAUUAGGUAGCAGUGAUAGUUGCACAACUUCAUGAAUAUACCAAAACCCUGAGUUGUCCCCUUUAAAAGGGUGAAUUUUAUAGUGAGUGAAUUAUACCUCAAAAAAAAAAUUUUUUUUUAACGCAUGUCCAGAUUUCUAACCAAAAUUGGAUGCACAUAGAAAACAUUGCAAGGAGCUGGGCGUGAUGGUGCCUGUGGUCCCCACUGCUUGGGAGGCCAAGGCAGGAGAAUCACCUAAGCCCAGGAGUUCAAGACUAGAGCCUGGGUGAUAUAGUGAGAUCCUGUCUCUAAAUAAUAAUAAUAUAGGCCAGCUGCAGUGGCUCAUGCCUGUAAUCCCAGUACUUUGGGAGGCCGAGGUGCACGGAUCACCUGAGGUCAGGGGUUCGAGACCAGCCUGGCCAACAUGGUAAAACCCCAUCUGUACUGAAAAUACAAAAAUUUAGCGGGGCGUGGUGAUACACGCCUGUAGUCCCAGCUACUCAAGAGGCUGAGGCAGGAGAAUCACUUGAACCCAGGAGGUGGAGGUUGCAGUGAGCCAAGAUCUUGCUACUGUACUGCAGCCUGGGCAACGAGAGCAAAACUCCAUCUCAAAAAAUAAAUAAAUAAUAAAAAUUUAAAAAGAUUGUAAGGAAAUAUUCACAGUAAUUGUCAUAGGGUGAAGGGGAUUCUGGAUUUUGUUUGUUUGUUUUCUGUGUACUUUUCAAUUUUUAAAACUUAAAAGUAGGCAUUUCUCUCUAAAAUCAUAAAGACUUUGUGACUAGGGCCAGAGAUGGGGGAUCCACUUGGAGGGGCUCAGCCUCUCUCUCCAGCCCUUGUGGAUCCAUCCAGCUGCAUGGCUUUCACGUGGGAGGUUGGGAGCAGGAGCUUGCUCUGGUCCGCGUCUCUGACCUUCUGGAAUUCCAUUCCUGCUCACAUGGCCUUGGUCAAGUCACAGGACCAGAGAUCCCAGUGGCCCUCCCCUGGAGAGUGUUCCAGCCGCCCACGAUGCCUCCACCCAGAGGCUGCCCCGUUCUGCUUGCAUGCCUUCAGCCGCAGGUUGCUCACCACCUCCCGAGCAGCUCCCUCCUUCCAUUUCUGGGCAGCCCUGCCUGCUAGCAAGCUCUUCCUUAUAUGGAGGUGAAAUCUGUCUUCCUGUUGCUUCCUCAGCUCCCUCUCUGAACCCCAGUUUCUGGGUCUGCAGAAGGGGGCUCCCAGGCCUCUCCCUGCCUACCUUGGCCACUGGGAGGUUCUGAAGAGACUGGAGGACCAGCAGCCCAGAGCCUGUGUCGGUGGUCAUUCAGCUCUCGGGACAAAGCGUGGGUGGGCCUGUGCCCUGGUGGCAUAACCAAGUAGGAUUUCCACAUUCAGUGUCUAGGCCAUCGCUGUGAAAUUGGAAUUUGAUACUAAUCCUGGAGAUUGAAAACUCAAACCUCUCCAUAGGCCAGGAGGGAAUGAUAAUCAUCAGUGCUAACAUUUACGGAGGGCUUGUGGCGUGGCCAACUCUGAGUGACGUUUAUGCACUCAUUUCUAUUUAUCACCAGCAAAUCCCGGGCCCUGCUGUUCUUCCCCAUUUUAAAGGUGAAAAACCUGAGGCUCAGAAACGUAACGGGAAGCAGCUGGGUGCGAGCCUCCUGGCACACAUUGUGGGAGUGCUGUGGGUCGAAUAAGGAAGCUGAGCAGCAGGCAGCCUCUCCCCUGCAGAAGGGCACAGAAGCAGGACUGGAAGGAAAUCCUGGUUGUGGGCUGAGCUCGGGCUAUCCACUUGUCGUGGUGGGUGAAGGGUCUGGUCCGCAGGUCUGCUCUCCAAGCUGCCUCGUUGCAGGUGCUGACUUUGGGAGGAUUCUCCUUGUCUUAGCCUAGGAGCUUUCUUGCUCAGCUUGGGGAGAGAGGUAGUAAUGUUGCCUUCCACCUCAUGGACUUCCCAGUUUAGAAUGCUGCUUCCCAUCCCACCCACAUCACCCUCUGUUAGGUAAGCAGGAGCAGAAAUGCAAUCCUUCAUCUCAGCUCUGGAAACUGGGGUUCAGAGAGGGUUUAGAACUGCCCAGGGGCACAGAGCCAGGACAGGCCCAAGCCAGGAAUUGCACUGGGGGUGAGCAGGGGAUGCCUUUCCUGGCUUAAGGUAUGUGGGAGGCCAAGAGCCAUCAUUUUUCCCAAUCCUCUCCUGGAGAGCCAGGGGACAUCUGAAGCCAGGGGCUCUGCCUGUUUCCUCUGCACUGUCCCUGUGCUGGGCUGCUCUGAGUUGGGCACUGGUGUGGAAGGUAAAUAAGCAGCCCCAUGACAAGCUGUGAGACCGGGCAGUGGUUUGGGCUCCACCCAGGCCCAUGCCUCUCUCUUCUGCUUGCAGAGCCUCAGUGUCUGCAUCUCUCAAAUGGGCUAAGGACACUCACCUCAGAGGAUGACUGAGAGGAUUCCAUGUGGGGUGCUUGGCAGAGUUAGCUCCAGCUCUGCAUGCCACCCCCUCCCAUGGUGCAGCCACCUGGGUUCCACCAGGGUAUUCUGGGAUGACACCAGACCGGGAGGAGAAGUGCGAGGAGUGAUGUGGUCAUUGGCGUCUUUCCUCUGCCUCUGCCUCCCCCGGCCCCUUCCAUUCACAUGGUAGAAAUUCAGAUAGCACAGCAGCAAGUGUCCCUCCCGCUCCUGACCUUCCAGCAGUUUCUUCUCCAUCCUUCCAGGAGUGAUUUCCACAGAUUCAGAUGCCCCCCGGAAAGGGCUUUCCAUUAAAAGUUUCCCCUGGACUCAUUCUGGCCCCAGAGAGGCUGUGCCCGAUCCGAUCCUCGCCCCUUUGCGGGUGUGAACUUGGAGGCUGUGAGAGGGCCAAGUUGCCCCUGGGAAUCGUACAUAUUCUGUUCCACAUCCUCCUCCUGUUGUCCGUUCCGUGCCCUCCUAUGUCAGGAGUGGAGGGGUGCUGGAAGGCUGUGCAACACACUGUUACCCAUUUUGCAGAUGACAAACUAUGGCGGGGGGAAUGGGUUUCCCUUAGCAGAGAGGGAAUUGUCCAAGUCAUGCCAAAGACUUAAGGGCAUGUCAUAGCCAGCUUGAGUCCAGGCAGGAGCUGUAGCCACCAGUCGGGACAAAGUCAGGGGACUUGAGAGGUCUUCACCCAGCUGCGGCCAGGAGAAGGCCUGGAGGGAGCAUCCCUGCUGCCAUCAAGUCCAGGGAGGGCAGAAGCCCAUGGAGCUCUGAGCUGAGUUGGGAAGUGGCUGGAGGGGUCACUUGUGGGGUGGUUAAGCCACCCAGAGAUACCCAUGAGCCCUGGGGCCAGGGAACAAAAGAUGUGUGAAGGCAGGUGACUGACACUUGGGUGUGUGUGGACUUCUACAUAGAGAAAUCUCCGUGUUCUUGCAUGUGCAUGUGUCAUUUAUAUGUAUACAUGUGUAUAUGUGUAUACAUCUCUGCAUGUAGCUGUGUGUGUAUGUCUAUAUGAUUGCAUGAGUGUGUGUACACACAGAUGUAUAUGCCCAUGUUUCUGGAUGUGUGUGCCCAGCCUGAGGGGGGGACAGGGUUCUGUAUGUGUGUGUGCACACGUGUCUGUGUGCAUGUGUAUGUGGUUUUGUGUCUGUUCAUGUGUGUGGUGCCUGUGUGUCUGAGUGCACAUUGUAUGGAGGGUCUGGGGGCUGCGUAUGAGGUAACUGUGUGAUUCUGUCUGACUCUGGGUGUGUUUUGUGUUGGGUGUGUCUACGUGUGUGUCUGGCCCACAUAUGCUGGCCCAGGGCAGGAUGGAGGGGCCUCCUGUGUGGUGCUGCUGGACUCUGUUGUGGUCACCACGGCCCCGUGGGCUUAGCGUGGGGCACUGGUGGGGCUGAUGUUGCCACUUAACCUCAGGGUGGGAUGGCAUGGAGCGGGCCCAUCCCGAUGUCCCUGGGUGGCCUGGUGGAAUGUGCCCACGGGAUGCCCACCACUGGGGGACCCCACCAGUGUUGGGGCUGAGGCUUAGGCUGUGGCAGGCUCAGAGGUCCGUCUAUAGCAGUGGCUAGAUGUCUGUGCUGGGGCCUGUGCCUGAGGUCAGAAGUCCAUUUGUGGAAGAGGCUGGGAGUCAUUCUGUUGCUGGGAUUGGGGAGGGAUCACAGGGACCAGGGUCAAGAGUCAGAAUGUGGCUGCUGCCAUGGCUAAGGGUCAGUCUGUGGCUGCAGUUGCAGAUCAGUCUGUAUGGCACAGAAGACAGGUUAGGCCUCAGCCACACCACUGUCCCCAGCCCCUUGGUGGCUUCCUGGCCCAGGGGUAAGUUUGAGCCCUGGGAACAAGGGGCAGAGAGAAGAAAGCGCCUGUGAGUCCUGCUACCAAGCAGGCCUGGGCCCAGCUGUUCCCAUGGCCAUGGCAGAGAACCCCAGCCAGCCCAAUGUGUCCAGAGUGUGUGGCUUCAUUGUAGCCAGGAACCAAGGGUGCCCAGGACCGUGCCAGGGUGAGCAGGACAGUGCUUCCCAAGUGAGACUGAGAGAAGACCCCUGCCUGCCUCUCAGUGCAUUUCCUCAGGCACCCUCUGGUGCCUAGCCCUGUGGCUCUAUAACCCUCCUUCUCUCUUCUCCUACCCUUCUUUCCCCUCUCCUUCAUCUGCUGUCAUCCUCCCCACUCCCCAAUCUGUCUUCCUUUGCAGCUGCCCUGUCCUCUCUUUCCCCCAGCCAGCCUCCUGCCCCCCACCUGGGCCCUCUGAACCCCAGGGCCUUGCCUCUUUUAAGUUCAGCAGAUUUGACUUCACUCAGACGCUGGCGCUGAGGAAGGAAGAUGAAUACCCAUAGUCUGGACGCCCCAGGAGAAGGAGGCUGCAUGGAGGCCCAGUCACAGGCCUGCAGGCGGGGGCCGUCUUCCUGGAGCCCAUGUCCAGUGAAGGGUCCACAGCAGGGGUCAAGGGGGGCUUAGACUCGGAUUCUGCCCUGUUUGAGCCUGAAGCUGCACUGACCUCAUGGGAUGGCCUCCUGCAGUCAAGUAGGGAAGGAUGGACAGACACACAGAUGACAGGGAAAACUACAGACAGAAGAGAUCAAAGGUCGUUCAGAUCAAAAGCAGGCAGAAGACGCCUCGGUCUUGGCCCAGCACCAGCAUUCCUGUGCAGACCCCAGCCCAGGGCAGAGACUGAGAUGUACUCCCUCUCCCCUCUCCCCCCGCUUCCCCUGGUCGGGAGGUGGCCACCAAGGCAAGCCUUCUGCCGUCACUCCAGCCAGAACCUGCAUGGGUCGGGGUGGGUGGGCCAGAUUAGCCUCCAUCCUGGAAUCAGGGGAGUGGGGACACUGAGGGGACAUUCAAAUGUUUGGAACAUUUGAAAAUGUUCCAAAAAUGUACGAGAACUUGGAUCUCUGUACUCCCGAUGCUCUCCACCCCCAUCAGCUAAAAUAUCAAGCUCUUUGCUUUCAAAGAAAAGCAUUUUCUCGAGUGUUUUGCUCUCAGUUUCACAUGGUAGCCCCAGCUUGCUCAGGAAGUGCUUGGCGUUAGAGGGUUUUGAUGGGGGAGAAAAGGGAACAGGGCUGUAGUUGUUGAAGGACCAUGCCAGCCCCAUGUGGGCAGGGAUGCCUGUUCUGUUCCCUGCUGUCCCACAGUGCCCUGAACAACGCCUGGAACAUGGUGGGUUCCAUAAACGUAUACCAAAGGAGAUAUGUGUGGGCAGUUGGUCUGGGAGACAAAACCGGAUCCAUGGGGGCAGGAGGGCUGGCAGCUGCAGACCUGGAUCAACAUGCUCAUAAAAAGGGGAUAUUAAGGCUGGGAAACUGGGAAGGUGACUGGGGUAGAUGACCCCCUGCUGACUCAGACAGGGCAUAGCUCCUGGUACAGUCAUUAAAAAUAGGGCCUCUUCAGCAGUUUCCAAAGUACCACAUUGGCAUGAAGGGCAUUAAUGUGUUGGAGCAGGUACAGUGGAGGCUGAGGAGGGGCAGGGUUCCUUCCUGAGGCAUUUGCUCUCCCACCAGCCCCACUAGCAUGAAUGGCAGAUCCCAGCAGCCGCAUCCAUCCUUCUUGCAAGUUGCUCAGGCAAGAUACAUCAGUGAAUCCUGCUAACCCUGCCUUCAUAAUAAAUCCAAAAUCCGACCCCUUCUCAUCGGCCCCACCCUGGCCAGGCCUCAUCAUUGCCCACCUGGACUAGUGCAGGAUGCAGGCUUCUGUGCUCCUGCCCUGGCCCCACAUCUGCCCUCUUCACAGGGAGAAACUCUGACCACCCAAGGGAAAGCGUGUCCCAUCCCUGCUCAAAACACUGCAGAAGUGCCUCAUCUCGUUCAGUCUAAGAGCCAAAGUCCCUACAACGGUGUGUGUGCAAGCCCCUGUAGGUGUGGCCCCCCGUCCUCUCUGCCCACAUCUCUUUCUGCUCACUCCCCUCAAGCCACACUAACCUCUUGGCCAUUCCUCAAAAAUCCCAGCCUGGCUGCUGCCUCAGGGUCUUUGCACUUGUUCUUCCUUCUGCCUGCACAGCUUUGCCCCCAGACAGCUGCAUGCCUCACGUGACCUUUGUCUGUCAAGUGUGUUCUCAAAUGCUCUUAAGUAUGAGCUCUGACCACUCAGUGUAGAAAAACAGCCCCUGCAGAUGCUCCCAGCCCGCUUCCUUGGCUUUAUUUAUUUUUCCAUAGCACGCUUCACCUAAGGUAACAUACUACAUCAUUUACUUAUUCAUUUUGUUUCUUGUCUGUCAAGACUAGAAUGAAAGCUUUGUCUCAUUCCUUGCUCUGAAUCCUCAACACAUAGAAUGGAGCCUGGCAUCUAGUAGGUGCUCAGUAAAUAUGUACCAAGCCAAUGGAUGCAUACUUUUGCCACCUUCAAGUUACGUGACUGGGAGCAAGUGCAUUUCCUGGAGCUCAGUGAUCCAGUCUCUCAAAUGAGGGUGACUGAUGGGGUGGGGGGAGAUACAUAGAGAUUUGAAGUUGCUGCCCCACUACUCAAUAAACAUGUGGAAUAGAUGUUAAAACCUGGCCCACAUCUGACCUCAGGCCUGCAGGCUUCCAGCGUGAGGCUUACCAGACCAGGGCUGAGCUUGAAUGCGACUUCUGGGGGUCUUAGUGUACCAGCCUGGCCUGAUGGGCCUCCCCGUCCCUUGUUUCCACCUGGGUGUCCCUGGUGGCCUGUCAGUGAGCCUUGCCCUUGGCUGGCUUCAUUGCCUGCAUUCCCUAGGACCCUGCUUAGAGUCCCCAGCCCUCUACCCACCCUGCCUCUCUGGUCAACAGCUCCUGUUUACUAUUUAGCUCUGGAAUGGCAUCUGGACACACACUUGCAUGAAAGCAGCUAUUGAGAUAGUGCUUGGCAAACAAAAGGGCUGACAUGUCCAGACCUAGGUUCUCCAGAACACAGCCUCACCUCACCAGGAAGGACUGGGCCCUUUAAAACCUGUGAGCACCCCUACCAUCCCAGCGAGGAGGGAGGAUCCUAAUUCCCCUGGGGCAGACUCUUGGUGAAAGGUGAAAUCAGAACCUAGGGAGCAGGAAGCCUGCCAGCCAGGCAGCCUCCUCUGCUGGUGUUCCAGUAACAUUUGUGGGUGCUGGGUGCUGGUUGCUGGCACCAUGAUCCCAUGGAAUCCUGCCAGUAGGGUCUGAUGGAGUAAGCAAGGCUUUGGGGUCCAUGCACACUUAGGUUUGAAUUGUGAGGUUGCCACUCCAUUCUGCUGCACUGCCACACGCCAUGCACUGUGCUUGGUGGAGGUGAGCAAAGAAUCUUGAAAUUGAGAGUCGGAUGGGAUCCGAUUGUGUUGCUGUGGUCUUGGCAAGUUCUUUGCAGGCUCUCAGCCUGGGUUUCUCCUCUAGGGGAUGGUCAGAUCCUGACCUUGGGGUACUGUCUUGUGACUCUCCAUGAUACCACUUGUGGAAGGGCCCUGGCCAGGUCAGGGUUUCCAUCACCCUCUGGCAGAUGUGAAUGGCAGCCCUGCUGAAUCAAGACCCCUCCGUACCACUGCCCCAGGAGCUCCAGGGAGUCCCCAGGGAGCCAGGGAACAAGAGAGGCCCCUGGAACAAAUGACAGGCUCUGCCCUUUUUUGAGAUAAGCCACCCACCACCAUCCCAUCCCUCUACACCCAUCCCCAGAAUCUGGAAUCUGUGAAGGGUACUCACUGAGCGACCUGGAAUCUGUGAAGGGUACUCACUGAGCGACCUCAGGUGAGUCUUCCGACAUGUCCUGGCCCUGAUGUUCUCCAUGCUCCACCCCACCCCCAUUUUAUCCAGGGGAACUGUUGGCUCAAAGAAGAGAAAACUUGGGCUUGGUCAGGCUUAUGGGAGGAGGGCUUGGUUUAACUUCAUUCUUCCAUGCAUUCACUCACUCAUUCAUUGAACAAGUGCUUAUGGAAUGUAUACCAGGAACCAUUCCAAAUACGGAAGAUACACCAAGGAACAAACAGACAAAAAUACCUACCAGAUACAUAAAUAUGUAAAUUACAUGGUAUAUUAGAAGGUAGGGAACAGCAUUCCAGGCAGAUGGAUCAACAAGUGCAAAGGUCCUAAGGUGAGAGUGUGCCUGCUGAAUUCAGGAACUGCAAGGGGCAAUGUGGUGAGUGGGGCAACAGGCUGGGACUGAGGGCAGGAGUUGGUGGGGACCUGAUUGUGUGGGCUGUCAUCAACCACCUGGGGGACUUUCUCCUCCUCAUCACUCAGAAACUGAGGAGGGAAGGGAAGACAUUCCAGCCAAGUUGGUGAUCCCCAGCGGGCAUUUGGGCUUUUCCGUUGCCACCUUAAUGGUAUACACAAUGCGCAUCUCCUGGUUCACUCAGCAGCCUCAGGACUGAGUGACCCUGGUCCCCAAGACAGAUAUUGAAGACAGAGACUAAGCAGCCUGACAUUUUAAAUAUGGGGAGCCCCGAGUGGGGCGGGGCUGCCCAGGACCUUAGGGAUUCACUUCUGGUAGGGAGGGCUGCUACCAGGCUUCAGGGAAUGCCAGAAAAAAGGUGCCCGAGGGCCACCUGGCAUGUAAUGAUGGGCAGGGUUAGCUGUAGGAUGUAUAGAGACUUUAGUAUGGGCAGGGUUGGGGGUUAGUAGGUGGAGAGGGGAGAUUGGGACAUCAUUGAGCAGCAAAACCCAAGUGUUGACAGGUGGUCGGUGUGCUCCUGCCAGAGCAGAGGGGCCUGAGUAGGAGGAAGUGGAGGUGGAGGCCGAGGAGAAUGAGACAGACAGACUCACUGGCCAGCGGGAAAAAGUGGUGGGACGAGCCAGGGCUGACACAUCUGUGUGAUCCCUGGUGCAGUAACUCCGGUAGAUGGAUGGACACGUGGAUGGAUAGAAAGGUGGGUGGAUGCAGCGACGGAUGGAUGGAUGAAUGAAUGAAUGAAUGCAUGCAUGCGUGGGCGGUGAGCGGCCGGGAGAGGGGCGGGCCAGCUGAGCGCUCAAUCACAGCCCCGGGGCUCGGCGCCCGCCAGCUGCACUCAGAACCCCCCUCACCGUGGCCCUGCCCUGGGGCGCCUAAUUACGUGCCCCCAGGGCUCUGGAGCGGCUGCUGGGACUGCAGCGAAGAGGGGCCCGCGCCACCUCCGCCAGGCUCCACGCGCCGGCCUUGAGCGCGCUCCCCUCGGCCGCCGGGAAACCUAGAGGCGCGGUUUGGCCCCAAGGUCCCCGGUCCCGCUCUUCUUUGUCUCGGCCUAGUUCUCGGCUGUCUCCGGGCCGCGACCCACCUCUCCUGGCGGUCCUUGCCGCAUGCUUCUGUGCUGCCCCAGAAUCAUCGAGUCUCAGUUCUCGCUGCCUUCCCGGCCAGUAGGCGUCUCCCCCAGCUGGGGAGGGUCCCCCAAACCCUGUGCUUCUAGGACCGCGGGGCCGGCAAGCGGCAGGAUCUCCAAGCUGCGUCUCUGAUGCGGCGAGGGGAGGCGCGCGAUGAAGGCCCCCCUCUUCUCCGCCUUCUCUCUACGCCCCACCGCUACUACACGUCGCGCUGCGCCGCGACCCCGGCGCUGCCUGUUGGCGCCUUAAGCGGCUCUUCUGCCGCGGUGCGAUCCCCGACGCCAGGAGGACUAACCCCCACCCGCCAGGCCUCAGACCCCACGCAGAUCCAGCCACACACGCAACCGCCUGCAGAUACCCACCACAGCCCUUUAAGUUAACCCAAAGCCCCGCACAGGCGCACUGCCCCUACAUGCGCAGCCCCACGGCCCCACACACCCACAAGCCCACUCGCAAACAGGCCCACAUGGCCACACAACUGCCCUCUGGACACUCAGCCCCACGCAGGCACAAUCCCAUAUACACACAACCGCACACAGGCGCAAUCCCACCCACGCAGUACCUCACGGAGUCACACAACCCCCCUAUAAACAAUCGCACAGACACAGCCCCACGCAGCGCCACAUCAUUCAGUCAAACUGAGACCCAGAAACACAUUCACUAGCUUGUAUCCAGACCCCCCCCCCCAAGCCCCGUGACAUUCACUCGUAGGACAGACCAGAAAUAUACAGCCACAUUGAUACACACACGGACCUAAACGCACAGCCAGGACCUCACCCGCAGGCUCGUAAGUCACUGGAAAAAUAUUAAAGCGUUCCCUCCCUCCCCUCCUCUAUCUUUGACAUACACACGCCUGCGCGCGCGCGCACUCUUACACUCACACCCCCCGUCCCUAAGCGCGUCGGAGCCUCGCAGCGGGUGACCCCGAGGCCCCGCGGAUCUCAUCUGGCCACCGCGUUCUGGAAGAGGCGAGAGGGAGAGCGUGCGCGAGAGGAGAGAGACGGCGGGGGAAAGGGAGACGGCGAGACGCGCAGCGCCGGCGCCCGGGAGACCCAGGAGGAACCCGCAGAUAACCAGCCCGAGUCAUGCAGUCUUUUCGAGAAAGGUGUGGUUUCCAUGGCAAACAACAGAACUACCAGCAGACCUCGCAGGAAACAUCACGCCUAGAGAAUUACAGGCAGCCGAGUCAGGCCGGGCUAAGCUGCGACCGGCAGCGGCUGCUCGCCAAGGACUAUUAUAACCCGCAGCCUUACCCGAGCUAUGAGGGUGGCGCUGGCACGCCCUCUGGCACUGCAGCCGCGGUGGCCGCCGACAAGUACCACCGAGGCAGCAAGGCCCUGCCCACACAGCAAGCCCUGCAGGGGAGACCGGCUUUCCCUGGCUACGGCGUCCAGGACAGCAGCCCCUACCCAGGCCGCUAUGCUGGUGAGGAGAGCCUUCAGGCUUGGGGGGCCCCGCAGCCACCACCCCCACAGCCGCAGCCACUACCUGCAGGGGUGGCCAAGUAUGAUGAGAACUUGAUGAAAAAGACAGCAGUGCCCCCCAGCAGGCAGUAUGCAGAGCAGGGCGCCCAGGUGCCCUUUCGGACUCACUCCCUGCACGUCCAGCAGCCACCGCCGCCCCAGCAGCCCCUGGCAUACCCCAAGCUCCAAAGGCAGAAGCUGCAGAACGACAUUGCCUCCCCUCUGCCCUUCCCCCAGGGUACCCACUUUCCUCAGCAUUCCCAGUCCUUCCCCACCUCCUCCACCUACUCCUCCUCUGUCCAGGGUGGUGGGCAGGGGGCCCACUCCUAUAAGAGUUGCACGGCACCGACUGCCCAGCCCCAUGACAGGCCGCUGACUGCCAGCUCCAGCCUGGCCCCGGGGCAGCGGGUCCAGAAUCUUCAUGCCUACCAGUCGGGCCGCCUCAGCUAUGACCAGCAGCAGCAGCAGCAGCAGCAGCAAGCCCUUCAGAGCCGGCACCAUGCCCAGGAAACCCUCCAUUACCAAAACCUCGCCAAGUAUCAGCACUACGGGCAGCAAGGCCAGGGCUACUGCCAGCCGGACGCAGCCGUCCGGACCCCAGAGCAGUACUACCAGACCUUCAGCCCCAGCUCCAGCCACUCACCCGCCCGCUCUGUGGGCCGCUCGCCUUCCUACAGUUCCACACCGUCGCCGCUGAUGCCAAACCUGGAGAACUUUCCCUACAGCCAGCAGCCGCUCAGCACCGGGGCCUUCCCCGCAGGGAUCACUGACCACAGCCACUUCAUGCCCCUGCUCAAUCCCUCCCCAACGGAUGCCACCAGCUCUGUGGACACCCAGGCUGGCAACUGCAAGCCCCUUCAGAAGGACAAGCUCCCUGAGAACCUGCUGUCGGAUCUCAGCCUGCAGAGCCUCACGGCGCUGACCUCACAGGUGGAGAACAUCUCCAACACCGUCCAGCAGCUGCUGCUCUCCAAGGCUGCUGUGCCGCAAAAGAAAGGUGUCAAGAACCUCGUGUCCAGGACCCCAGAGCAGCAUAAAAGCCAGCACUGCAGCCCCGAAGGGAGCGGCUACUCAGCCGAGCCCGCGGGCACACCGCUGUCAGAGCCGCUGAGCAGCACGCCACAGUCCACGCAUGCGGAGCCGCAGGAGGCCGACUACCUGAGCGGCUCCGAGGACCCACUGGAGCGCAGCUUCCUCUACUGCAACCAGGCCCGUGGCAGCCCUGCCAGGGUCAACAGCAACUCGAAGGCCAAGCCCGAGUCCGUGUCCACCUGUUCUGUAACCUCUCCUGACGACAUGUCCACCAAAUCUGACGACUCCUUCCAGAGCCUGCACAGCAGUCUGCCGCUCGACAGCUUCUCCAAGUUCGUGGCGGGUGAGCGGGACUGUCCGCGGCUGCUGCUCAGCGCCCUGGCACAGGAGGACCUGGCCUCCGAGAUCCUGGGGCUGCAAGAAGCCAUCGGUGAGAAGGCCGACAAAGCUUGGGCUGAAGCACCCAGCCUGGUCAAGGACAGCAGCAAGCCACCCUUCUCGCUGGAGAACCACAGCGCCUGCCUGGACUCUGUGGCCAAGAGUGCGUGGCCCCGGCCUGGGGAGCCAGAGGCCCUGCCCGACUCCUUGCAGCUGGACAAGGGCGGCAAUGCCAAGGACUUCAGCCCAGGGCUGUUUGAAGACCCUUCCGUGGCCUUCGCUACGCCUGACCCCAAAAAGACAACUGGUCCUCUCUCCUUUGGCACCAAGCCCACCCUUGGGGUUCCUGCUCCAGACCCCACUACAGCAGCUUUUGACUGUUUCCCGGACACAACCGCUGCCAGCUCAGCGGACAGUGCCAACCCCUUUGCCUGGCCAGAGGAAAACCUGGGGGAUGCUUGUCCCAGGUGGGGAUUGCACCCUGGCGAGCUUACCAAGGGCCUGGAGCAGGGUGGGAAGGCCUCAGAUGGCAUCAGCAAAGGGGACACCCAUGAGGCUUCGGCCUGCCUGGGCUUCCAGGAGGAGGACCCCCCUGGGGAGAAGGUGGCCUCGUUGCCCGGAGACUUCAAGCAGGAGGAGGUGGGUGGGGUGAAGGAGGAGGCAGGUGGGCUGCUACAGUGCCCCGAGGUGGCCAAGGCUGACCGGUGGCUGGAGGACAGCCGGCACUGCUGUUCCACCGCCGACUUCGGGGACCUCCCACUGCUGCCACCCACCAGCAGGAAGGAGGACCUGGAAGCUGAGGAGGAGUACUCCUCCCUGUGUGAGCUCCUGGGCAGCCCCGAGCAGAGGCCCGGCAUGCAGGACCCGCUGUCACCCAAGGCCCCACUCAUCUGCACCAAGGAGGAGGUGGAGGAGGUGCUGGACUCCAAGGCCGGCUGGGGCUCUCCAUGCCACCUCUCAGGGGAGUCCGUCAUCCUGCUGGGCCCUACAGUGGGCACCGAGUCAAAGGUCCAGAGCUGGUUUGAGUCCUCUCUGUCACACAUGAAGCCAGGUGAAGAGGGGCCUGAUGGGGAGCGAGCUCCAGGGGAUUCCACCACCUCGGACGCCUCUCUGGCCCAGAAGCCCAACAAGCCUGCUGUGCCUGAGGCGCCCAUUGCAAAGAAAGAGCCUGUGCCACGGGGCAAAAGCUUACGGAGCCGUCGGGUGCACCGGGGGCUGCCCGAGGCCGAGGACUCCCCAUGCAGGGCACCAGUGCUGCCCAAAGACCUCUUGCUCCCUGAAUCCUGCACAGGGCCCCCACAGGGACAGAUGGAAGGGGCUGGAGCCCCAGGCCGGGGGUCCUCGGAAGGGCUCCCCAGGAUGUGUACUCGUUCUCUCACGGCCCUGAGUGAGCCCCGCACGCCCGGACCCCCAGGCCUGACCACCACCCCUGCACCCCCAGACAAACUGGGGGGCAAGCAGCGAGCCGCCUUCAAGUCGGGCAAGCGGGUGGGGAAGCCCUCACCCAAGGCUGCCUCCAGCCCCAGCAACCCGGCCGCCCUGCCUGUGGCCUCCGACAGCAGCCCGAUGGGCUCCAAGACCAAGGAGACAGACUCACCCAGCACGCCUGGCAAGGACCAGCGCUCCAUGAUCCUUCGGUCACGCACCAAAACCCAGGAGAUCUUCCACUCCAAGCGGCGGAGGCCCUCUGAGGGCCGGCUCCCCAACUGCCGUGCCACCAAGAAGCUCCUCGACAACAGCCACUUGCCCGCCACAUUCAAGGUCUCCAGCAGCCCCCAGAAGGAGGGCAGGGUGAGCCAGCGGGCAAGGGUCCCCAAACCUGGUGCAGGCAGCAAGCUCUCUGACCGGCCCCUCCAUGCGCUCAAAAGGAAGUCGGCCUUCAUGGCGCCGGUCCCCACCAAGAAGCGGAACCUGGUCUUGCGGAGCCGCAGCAGCAGCAGCAGCAACGCCAGUGGCAAUGGGGGAGAUGGGAAGGAGGAGAGGCCCGAGGGGUCCCCCACCCUCUUCAAGAGGAUGUCUUCUCCCAAGAAAGCCAAGCCCACCAAGGGCAAUGGCGAGCCUGCCACAAAGCUCCCACCCCCGGAGACCCCCGAUGCCUGCCUCAAGCUCGCCUCUCGGGCAGCCUUCCAGGGGGCCAUGAAGACCAAGGUGCUGCCACCCCGGAAGGGCCGGGGCCUGAAGCUGGAAGCCAUCGUGCAGAAGAUCACCUCGCCCAGCCUCAAGAAGUUCGCAUGUAAAGCGCCAGGGGCCUCUCCUGGUAAUCCUCUGAGCCCAUCCCUUUCCGACAAAGACCGUGGGCUCAAGGGUGCUGGGGGCAGCCCAGUGGGGGUGGAAGAAGGCCUGGUAAAUGUGGGCACCGGGCAGAAGCUCCCAACUUCUGGGGCUGAUCCGUUAUGCAGAAAUCCAACCAACAGAUCCUUAAAAGGCAAACUCAUGAACAGUAAGAAACUGUCUUCUACUGACUGUUUCAAAACCGAGGCCUUCACAUCCCCGGAGGCCCUGCAGCCCGGGGGGACUGCCCUGGCGCCUAAGAAGAGGAGCCGGAAAGGCCGGGCAGGGGCCCUUGGACUCUCCAAAGGCCCGCUGGAGAAGCGGCCCUAUCUUGGCCCGGCUCUGCUCCUGACUCCCCGAGACAGGGCCAGUGGCACACAAGGGGCCAGCGAGGACAACUCUGGUGGAGGAGGCAAGAAGCCAAAGAUGGAGGAGCUGGGCCUGGCCUCCCAGCCCCCGGAGGGCAGGCCCUGCCAGCCCCAGACAAGGGCACAGAAACAGCCAGGCCACACCAACUACAGCAGCUAUUCCAAGCGGAAGCGCCUCACUCGGGGCCGGGCCAAGAACACCACCUCUUCACCCUGUAAGGGGCGUGCCAAGCGACGACGACAGCAGCAGGUGCUGCCCCUGGAUCCCGCAGAGCCUGAAAUCCGCCUCAAGUACAUUUCCUCUUGCAAGCGGCUGAGGUCAGACAGCCGGACCCCUGCCUUUUCACCCUUUGUGCGGGUGGAGAAGCGAGACUCGUUCACCACCAUAUGCACUGUUGUCAACUCCCCUGGAGAUGCGCCCAAGCCCCACAGGAAGCCUUCCUCCUCUGCCUCCUCUUCCUCAUCCUCGUCCUCGUUCUCCUUGGAUGCAGCCGGGGCCUCCCUGGCCACACUCCCUGGAGGCUCCAUCCUGCAGCCGCGGCCCUCCUUGCCCCUCUCCUCCAUGAUGCACUUGGGGCCUGUGGUUUCCAAGGCCCUGAGUACCUCUUGCCUUGUUUGCUGCCUCUGCCAAAACCCGGCCAACUUCAAGGACCUUGGGGACCUCUGUGGGCCCUACUACCCUGAACACUGCCUCCCCAAAAAGAAGCCAAAACUCAAGGAGAAGGUGCGGCCAGAAGGCACCUGUGAGGAGGCCUUGCUGCCGCUUGAGAGAACACUCAAAGGUCCCGAGUGUGCAGCUGCCGCCACUGCCGGGAAGCCCCCCAGGCCUGACGGCCCAGCUGACCCGGCCAAGCAGGGCCCACUGCGCACCAGUGCCCGGGGCCUGUCCCGGAGGCUGCAGAGCUGCUACUGCUGUGAUGGCCGGGAGGAUGGGGGCGAGGAGGCAGCCCCAGCCGACAAGGGUCGCAAACAUGAGUGCAGCAAGGAGGCUCCGGCAGAGCCCGGCGGGGAGGCCCAGGAGCACUGGGUGCACGAGGCCUGUGCCGUGUGGACCAGCGGCGUCUACCUGGUGGCCGGGAAGCUCUUUGGGCUGCAGGAGGCCAUGAAGGUGGCCGUGGACAUGAUGUGUUCCAGCUGCCAAGAAGCCGGGGCCACCAUUGGGUGCUGCCACAAAGGAUGCCUCCACACCUACCACUACCCGUGUGCCAGCGAUGCAGGUUGCAUAUUCAUCGAAGAGAACUUUUCUUUGAAAUGUCCCAAACAUAAGAGGCUGCCGUAGUAAUCCACCCCAACGGCCGGAGGAGCCGCCGGAGCCCGCCUGCCCGCCCGCCGCCGAAGGAGAGGAGCCGCCUGCGCAGCCCCCGGGCCUUUGAGCUGCUCCCAGCGCUGGUCCAGAGCCGAUCCUUGAUCCGGGUCCCGGAUCGUGGAUCCGGCCGCCUAGGGCUCAGACUUGCGGCCCCGGGUUGGGAGGAAAACCCGUUCCGGAGCCGCCUGCUCCCGGAACCGGACGGCACAGGGCGUUCUUGCCCACCCCAGGGGCCAGGCUUGCGGAGGGGGAGCCCGCGGAGCGGCCAGACUCCCCGGGGCGCUCAGCCUCCGGCGAGGGUGGGAGACGGCUUUGUCCUGGGGACACUUUCCCUCUGGAAUCUCAAGACGACGUGGCACACAUUCCACGUGGGUGCUGCCGCCACCCCAGUCGGUCGUGGCGUGCAGCUGGGAGCCCUGGGCUUGGGGGUGGGGGUCGAAACAGUACUGGAAGAGGCGGAGGGCGGCUCCUAGCUCCGUGGACUAGGCGGGGGAGAAAGGAAGCCUUUCUGAGAGCGGGCUAGGCCGGCACUGGAGAGGCCGGAGCCUUUGGAACAAACCGUGCGGAACGCGUCCAGGGGCCUUCCCGCCCAGCCUUUGCCAGAUCUCUCGUGCGGUUCGGGCAAAGCCGGGGUAGACCUGGGCUAUGCUCAGUUAGGGGUUGCGGGAUCCCCGAGUGUGGGCGGGACUGGGACACCCUUUGGCCUCUGUUUGUCCCCUUUCCAGUCCUCCACCCCACCCCUGGAGCCCAGCCUGGGAGCGCAAAACCCAAGAAGCGGCCAGAACGCACCUCCGGCGGACGCGCGACCGUUGAGCACCACCAGGGACCGCCGCGCCUACUCUGCACGGGAGCAGGGACAGCGCUAGAUUUCGUGUACAAAACCUGUGUACCCCUCUAUAUAUAUGUUACAUAGAAUGUAUAUAUGUUGGGAACAUGCUCGCUUCUCCCGUGUGUCGCCGCCGUGCGUCGUGCGCCCGCAACAGAGCCCCAACCGGGCCUUUGCCGGGUAAGGGGCUACCGCGACGCCACUUGUCCACGCAGCCACCACCGGCCCGGGCCAGUCCCUGCCAGUCCGUCCGCCUGUCCGUCCGUGUCCUCAGCUCUGUCCACGCUUCGAUAGGCCUGACGCAGCCCCCAGCCCAGGGCCGCCCUAGCAACUUCCUGUACAUAUGACUGUAAAAUGGUAAACGUGUGUAUUAUAUCUGGCCUCGUUAUAUAGUGUAUAUAUAUGUAUACAUAUACAUAUAUAUAAUAUAUAUGAAGACUGUAAAUGUUAAGACGACUAGUGUUCUUAUUAGUAUAUUGCUUCACACUGAAGAUUGUGUGUAUCGAGCUGUUUCUAAAAGAUGUUUAUUUUCCUUAAGAGUAAAAAACAGUCAUUGCAUUCAGAAAAAAAAAAAAAAAGUCAAUAAAGAUACAACGAUUGUUUUGGAAAA